AUGCCUUUACUAAGAAAAGAAGAUGUCAUCGAAGGGAAAAUCACAAUGAACCGCUCUCCCAGAAAGAGAGAUGGUGAGGUGAAUGACGCACACACCAUGGCCGCUGAUAGCCAGGAUACCGGAGCAACAUUUACAACUGCUUCCACUGAUGGUAUGAAGCUCAACCGAGAUGUUGAGGAGAACAGUGUCAUCACAUUCGAACCUGAUGAGUAUUCUUCUGCGAUUUUCAGAACACCACCUGUUUCCUCGCGAUCACUUGACGAUACUGAUGAAUUUGCAUCAGCACCUUUGACAUUGGCUUCAUCGUCACGAAAGGGCCCAGGCUCUGUCCAAUCAUCAGCCAUAUCAAAAUCAUCACUACGAAGGCACUCGUCAAAUGAUUCGCCGCUUCUAUCACCAUCGCGCAAUUCCUUACGGAAAGGUGGAAUGGGUUCACAAAUGAAGUUUGUGGAAAGCGAGAGGAGUGAUCGAGUGAAAGAAGUCAUGGAAGAGCUUACCAUCAAUAAACUGAACAUCAAAUCUCUUGGUUUGGUUGGCAGAGAGCAAGAGAAAUCGUUGCUAGAAUCUUGCUUUCAAAAGUUAUGCCCACCUACCACCUAUGGUAACGACUCAAAUGAGGAGCCAAACAGACCUGUCCAGAAUCAGCUUGUCUUCAUCAAGGGGUACAGUGGAAUCGGCAAGUCUGUGUUGGCUCGGACACUGCAAAAAGAUAUCGGAGCAUCGGGUGUUUUUGUAGAGGGAAAGUAUGAAUUCACCUCCACGGAUGAGCCGUAUUCUGGAGUGGCGCAAGCUUUCGGAAAGCUGUGCAAUGAAUUCGAAGAUUGUGGUGAAGAAACGGUUGCCCAUAUCGCAAGCGCAAUCAAAGAAAAUAUGAGAGAAGAAGCUCUCAUGUUGACAAGCCUGAUACCUGAGAUCAGUAUCUUGCUUGACGAUGAAGAUCUAGACUCCGCAAGUGUUCAGAGUGGUCCCAUUUCCGCAGGACGUGAGCAUGAGAGAUGGAAGUUUGCCUUUCGGACGUUCACUCGAAUCCUCGGGUCAUACUUCACUCCGAUCGUCAUGGUACUGGACGAUCUUCAAUGGGCGGACAUAUCCUCUCUUGACAUCUUGGACUACUUAGUUUCUGACGUCCAGAACCCUAAUCCAUUGAUGAUUAUUGGCUGCUUUCGAUCGAACGAAGUCGACGAGAACAGUAUUCUUUAUAAUCGCAUCCAAACGCUACACGGAAAGUCCACGAAAGGUGCCUUUCAAGUAACUGAAAUUGAACUCCAAAGCUGCACUCUCGAUUCUGUGAACAAAAUAAUAAUGUCCUUGAUGGGGAUCGAUGACGAGUCCAAGACCCGAGAUCUGGCAGAAGUAUGCUACAAGCGAACAUUGGGAAACCCUUUUUUCUUGAUUGAAUUCAUGAGGAUGCUGGAUGCCGAAGACUUAAUAGAAUUCAAUUUGGGAUCUCUGAAAUGGGUCUGGGAUGUAGCAAAGAUCGAAAAUGCUACAAUGUCUACAGAUAAUGCCGUGGAUCUCCUCAAAAGUCGCAUGAGAAAACUACCGUACGACGUCCAAUUAUUGUUGCAGUACGCAGCAUGCCUUGGCUCAUCGUUUUCUGUUGCGAUCUUAGAUUUCGUUUGGAGCGAGCACGCAAUGCAAAAAUUAGGAGGAGAAAAUGGCGAUGUCCCUAGCAUGCUGAAGGCUAUCCAAGGCAUACAACUUGUCGAACGGUUUGGGUACGAUGAGCUACGAUGGGUUCAUGACAAAGUGCAAGAGGCAGCCUUAUCCUUGUCAGAGUUGGUGACUCCAUCGUUCCAGUUUGGCCUCGGAAUGUGUCUGUAUCAUGGAUUGGCUUCGACAGAGCUCGACACGCAGCUCUUCGAUGUAGCAGAUCUUGUCAACAAAGGAGACCGUACGGGUGCAAUAGAUGUUGCAUUGCUAAAUCUUCGUGCCGCCAAGAAGGCACGUAAAAUGGCGGCUCUGCAAAGUGUCUCCACGUAUGCCGCCUAUGGAAUCGAGCAACUUCCUGACGACGACAAAUGGACAUUACAUAGACAGAUGACGCUACAGCUGUAUUCACUUGGUGCGGAGAUGGAGUAUGCGCUGGGUAAUAUUCGCAAAGCAGAAGAAUACAUUGGAAUCAUUCUAGACCGCGACGAGUUCACACCAAUGGAAACGUUGUUAUUGAAGAAAAUGAAGGCGCAGAUCCUAGCGACUGCUCAUCUUCGCUGGAAUGAGGCUUGUGAUUACGGUCUAGUCAUCUUGAAGGAUCUUGGAUACAACUUUGCCUGGAAUAGAAAUUUGAUUCCGGUACAGAUGCUGGUAGCGAUUCGAAAUCUCGCAAAGAGGGUCAAGAUGGUGUCAGUCGAAGAUGCCAAGAAUAUGCGUGCCAUCCAAAACAAGAAGCAGAAUGCAGUAAUUGACAUACUGAAGAUGAUGAAGCACCUGACAUACAGCGCAAACGACCUUCCGCUGUGUUUUCUGUGCGUGUGCAAAGUGAUUGAAAUGACACUAGAUCAUGGCAUUGGUCUUGGCUCGGCAGACUGCUUUGCCACCUUUGGCGGGGUGCUAAUGUUUCUGUACAAGGACCACGCCGCUGCAUCUCAUGUUUGUGAUUUAGCAUUUGCAUUGCAAAAGAGAAGUGGCAGACGCUACAUUGCCGACACGAUGCAUAGUACCUGGGCAUUUGUACUUGUUCAUAUGAGGCCAUUGCACGAAGGAUUGAAUUUGACAAUGGAAGGAUACACCCAAGGGCUGAGAGACGGCGAUCCUCUGGAUUCGACAAAUUGUCUCAUCAAUCGAUUCGUCCUUCUUCCGUACAUGAUGGGUCGUCCUCUUGAUACGAUCAUCAAAGAGUUCCCAAAGAUUGCACCGCAAUUGGAAGAAUCAGGGAUUACCAACAACAUAUUGACAUUGAAAGUCUGGUGGCAAAUGAUGCUAAAUCUUCGGAUGCCCCCUAGUGAGGAGUCAAAGAAAUUGGAAGGAGAGGAGUUCCGUCAAUCUGAGGAGAAAGCCGAUAGCAACAUGUACGUUGGCAAUGUGAAUCUUGCCAUUGGGGAACUACUGCUAUUCUUUGGGGAAGAUGAGGAACGCGCAAACCGUCUACUCGGCGAAGAAAAGGGAAAGACCUAUUCAGAGCUUGUUCAAGGGUAUCCUCCGCACGGGAUCGAGACUUUCCACCGUGGCAUUGCUUGGUUUACCAUGGCUCGAAAAACUGGAAAGAGAGGACACAAGUCCAGAGCGAUCAAGAUAAGAAAGGAGGUUGCAAAAUGGGCCGAAAAAGGGAAUCCAAAUGCAAAGGAUUAUAAUCUGUUUCUGACUGCGGAAGAGGCAGCGUUGCACAAAAAGUACCAGAAGGCUGAUGCUCUUUACAAGCAGGCCAUAGUACAUGUUUGUCGAAUCGGUCACCUCUUUCAUGCUGCACUAUACAAUGAGCGAUAUGCAAAAUACCGGCUGGAUGUACACGGGGAUGACGACGACUGCAAAUACCACAUGGGAGAAUCGAUUCGGUAUUACGCUGAAUGGGGGGCAUUGGGCAAGGCUGAUCAACUGAGACAGGAAUUUUUGUAA
This is a messenger RNA of Cylindrotheca closterium, 3552 nucleotides long. The record is from the annotation of a GenBank genome assembly. Lineage: Eukaryota; Bacillariophyta; Bacillariophyceae; Bacillariales; Bacillariaceae.